Molecule: messenger RNA, 1666 nt
Organism: Capsaspora owczarzaki ATCC 30864
Lineage: Eukaryota; Filasterea; Ministeriida; Capsasporidae
Exons: 8
Coding region: 32-1513 (493 amino acids)
Biological process (GO): proteolysis
Molecular function (GO): serine-type carboxypeptidase activity
Source: RefSeq, a predicted model, not a curated record
UCUUUCUUUCUUUCUUUUAUUUUUAUUUUCAAUGAUGCGUUUCCAGUCAUCGGUGCUUUGCAUUGCACUUGUUGCACUUGCCAUUGCUGCUGCCAAUGCAGACGACCGCAUUGUGAAUCUGCCUGGCCUGCCCGCCAGCCUCGCCAACCUCGAGAUGUACUCUGGCGCGGUCGUCGUCAACGCGACCCACCAGCGAUCCCUCUUCUACAUGCUCGCCAUGUCCCAAGGCGACAAGAACAGCGAUCCCCUCGUCGCUUUCCUCAACGGCGGUCCCGGCUGCUCGUCCCUCGGUGGCGGCAUGAUGUCCGAAUGCGGCCCCUUCUUCCCCGAUGCCAACGGAAACCUCCUGGAAAACCCCAACAGCUGGAACAAGAUUGCCAACCUGCUUGUCGUCGAGAGCCCCUCUGGCGUCGGCUUUAGCACCUCGCAGAACACAGCCGACUACAACACUGGCGACGUCCAGACCGCCCAGGACUGGCUCGCCUUCCUGCUCAUCUUCCUCGCCAAGUACCCCCAGUUUGCCAACCGCCCCUUCCACAUUGCCGGUGAAUCGUACGGCGGACACUACAUCCCCCAGCUUGCCAAGGCCAUUCUCGACUCGAACGCUGCCGGCAUCAACCCCAAGAUCAACCUCGUCUCUUACAUGGCUGGCAACCCCUGGACUGACACCACCAUUGACAACAUGUACACUGCCCAGAGCUGGUGGGCCCGUGCCAUCAACUCGUACGAGACCUGGAACGGCAUGGCCACCUACUGCGAUUUCGGCAAGAUUGGCCCGCUCGCCGCUCUGGAAGUCGCCCAGUACAACGCCCCCGACCCGCUCAAGUGCCAAAAGUUCGUCACCGCCAGCACCAACGAGAUGGGCAACAUUGACAUUUACGAAAUCUACCAAGACGUCUGCCUGGCUGGCCCCGACGGCCGUGUCGGCGCUCGCAACAACCACGGUGCUCACCUGCUCAAGGCUCUUGCCAAGGGUCCCGACGCCCACCUCACCAUCCUCGGCCACCUUGGCCGCCGCAUUCUCGAAGCCGAGAAGAGCCGUCCCCAGAAGCUCCGUCGCGAUCCCCCGGUCGAGCCCUGCAUUGACGACUUUGUGCAGACCUACCUCAACCGAGCGGACGUCCAGGCUGCCAUCCACGCUCCCACUCUCUCCUACGGCUGGAUGGACUGCUCCAACAUUGUCAACUACUCGUACAACGAUCUGCUUGCGUCCGUGCUCCCCCUGAUCCAGACGCUCACCAAGUCUGGCAUCCGCAUGCUCAUGUACACCGGUGACCAUGACGGUAUCAUUGCCUCGCUCGCCACAACCACCAACGUCCGCGCGCUCAACCUGACCGUUGUCCAGAACUGGCGCCCGUGGAUUGGCAGCGACCAGCAAGUCGCUGGCUUUGUCGAGACCUACAACGGCAUGACCUUGGCGACUGUUCGCGGUGCUGGUCACAUGGUUCCUUACAUUCAGCCCGCUCGCGCCUUCGAUCUCUUCAGCCGCUGGGUGAACAACAAGCCGCUGUAAAUCGAGCCAAGCCCUGAUGAGCAUUGCGAUUUUGCUCUUCCCAGCACACCAGUGUGUUUUCGUUUGUUUUUCGCAUUCCAAAAUAAACAAGUGCUGCGUCAGUCCGUUUUGUUGGUGCACAGUUUUGCUCUAGUCUCAGUCAUAUUUUUUCGC